Molecule: messenger RNA, 987 nt
Organism: Uncinocarpus reesii 1704
Lineage: Eukaryota; Fungi; Ascomycota; Eurotiomycetes; Onygenales; Onygenaceae
Exons: 1
Coding region: 1-987 (328 amino acids)
Source: RefSeq, a predicted model, not a curated record
AUGUCUUCAUAUCACAUUCCAGGUAUCCCUGUUGUGCCGAACGACCGUGCGGCCCGACGGCGCAACGGACCUGAUUUCGUUUCAUGGCCUCACAAGGUGAGCUACAAGCCCGCCUGGGUGAGGCCCUCCUCCCCUGUCACCUCCCCUUCUACCCGCCAGGUCUCUAUCUCUUCUUCUGUGGAUGCCCGCAAUGAGUCCUUCUCAUCAGCUGGAUCCUCCGUCGUUCGAGCUGCGCUGAGUCGCAAUUCUCGUCCUACCUGCCCCGAUACCCUUCCAUCCCGUCAGGUCUCUGUCUCUUCUUCCGUAGAUGCCCGCAAUGAGUCUUUCUCAUCAGCUGGAUCUUCCGUCAUCCGUGCUGCGGUUAAGCGCAACCGCAGUGCUCUUUCUACUGCUUCUCUUCCAUCCCGCCAGGUCUCUGUUUCUUCUUCUGUGGAUGCCCGCAAUGAGUCUUUCUCAUCUGCUGGAUCCUCUGUUGUUCGAGCUGCGCUGAGUCGCAAUGUUCGUUCCGCCCCUGCCCGCCCCGAUGCCCCUCCAUCCCGCCAGGUCUCUGUUUCUUCAUCUAUCGAUGCUCGCAAUGAGUCUUUCUCAUCUGCUGGAUCUUCCAUUAUUCGUGCUGCGAUUAGUCGCGAUGCGCGUCCCGCUGUCCCUUCCCGUCCUUCCCUUGCCCAACGCGCUGCUGCUUCUCGUGUUGCUUCCAGCAACACACGCCAUAACGAGUCAUUCUCCUCUGUUGGAUCUUCUGUGGGUCGCACUGCGCUUCGCCGCCCUGCCAAUUCCACUGAUCUCGCCCGGUCCUGCCAUCACUGCUCGCUCCGUUGGAUCGGACCGGUCCUUCCCUUGCUGAACGCGCUGGUUGUCGUCUGUGCUUGCUCGCAGCAAUGCAUCAUCAUCCACCUUCAUCUUCUCCUUCAUCUUCUUUGUCUGCAUGCGACCGACGACCUACUACCUACUGCUGGAUCCGGUGGAUGGACUCAGUCGUUCCCUUAG